AUGUUUGUUACCACCUCAGAACCAACUCGAGGAGACCGAUGUCUGGACAGUAUCGUCACCAAUCUGGAUUCCUGGAACUACAGUGUCAGGGUUACAGAACCUUGCAUUGCCGACCAUAGCGCCGUUAUUUUAAUGACCAACCUGGAGGAGCAUGGGUUCCGCCGUAGAAGAUCAACAACUACUGCUGUAAUGGACUUGGUAGAUAAGAUCAAAACAGCCUUUGAAGAUCGGAACUUUGCGUUAUUGGCCCUCUGCGACCUUAGCAAGGCUUUUGAUUGCAUACGACACAAAAUUCUCCUAAACAAACUGGAGCAAUAUGGAGCUAGUGAUGUGGUCAUUGACACCUUCAAAUCCUACUUCAGUGGAAAGCAGCAGGUUCUCUCCGUCCAUGAAAUAAGAGAGCGGUCUUUCCCACCAUUUGUGCCCACUCAUGUCUAA
Homalodisca vitripennis (glassy-winged sharpshooter) is the source of this 438-nucleotide messenger RNA. RefSeq lists its product as uncharacterized. The transcript has 3 exons. Bases 1 to 438 code for a protein of 145 amino acids. NCBI's taxonomy places the organism in Eukaryota, Metazoa, Arthropoda, Insecta, Hemiptera, Cicadellidae. The record is from RefSeq and is a predicted model, not a curated record.